GCGCAUUCACUAUCUCGCGACGCCGAGAUCGUGAGCUAAAAUAAACGUUCGUGUUUCGCUGAUCACGCCUCUCGUCGUCGUUAUCGCCAUGGAAUUCUGGUCACUGUUUUCUCUCAUCUUGACCGUCGGCUACCUUGUUUACCGCUACUGCUUCCAAGGCCUGGAUCACUUCAAGAAACAUGGGAUUCGCCAUACACCGCCGUGGCCGUUGGUGGGCAACAUGGGGCCGAUGUUUUUGCGGCAGCUGUCGAUCGCCGAGAUAGUGAAGAAAGUGUACGAUCUGAGCCCGAACGCCAAGUACGUCGGCUUCUUCGACGCCAUGAAUCCGAUAGUGGUGAUCCGCGACCUAGAGCUUAUUAAGUCCAUCGGCGUGAAGAACUUUGACACUUUCCCCGACCACCGUUCCUUCAUCGACGAGGUGAACGACCCGUUGUUCGGUAAGAACCUGUUCUCGCUUCGCGGCGACAGGUGGCGGGACGUGAGGAACUUGCUGAGCCCGGCGUUCACGACAAGCAAGAUGAAGACCAUGUUCAAACUGAUGUCCGACUGCGCGGUCGACUUUGCGGACUUUAUGGCGAAGACGCCGGCGAGCAAGAGCGUCAUAGAGAUGAAGGAGUGCUUCACCAGGUACACGAAUGAUGUGAUCGCGACCUGCGCUUUCGGUAUCAGCGUUGACUCCAUGAGGAACCCCAAGAACGACUUCUACAUUUAUGGUAAGGAGGCCACGACCUUCGACUUUACGCGCACCGUCAAGUUCUACAUAGCCAGAAGCAUGCCGCUCGUCUCCAAGAUCUUGGGUAUCAAGAUCGUCACCGAGCAUGUGGCUAAGUUCUUUAAGGACAUCGUGAGAAAUACCAUUUAUACCAGGGACACGCAAAACAUCGUGCGACCGGACAUGCUGCAGCUGAUGAUGGAGAGCAGGGGCAAGAAAGGCCCCGGCAAGGAGCUGACAAUCGAAGACAUGACCAGCCAAGCGUUCAUCUUCUUCUUCGGCGGCUUCGACACCACGUCCACAUUGAUGUGUUUCACCGCCCAUGAGAUCGCCGUGAACCCGGACAUUCAAAUGAAACUGCGCGAUGAGGUGGACGCAGUUAUGAAGGCCACCAACGGAACGUUGACCUAUGAGGCGGUGAACGGAAUGCAAUAUUUGGACGCUGUGGUGAACGAGACUCUCAGGAUGUACCCGAUAGCGGUAUUCCUCGAUAGAAUAUGCACAAAAGAUUAUGAGCUGCCUCCGGCGCUACCCGGCGACAAGCCUUUCGUCUUGAAAAAAGACUCUACCGUCUGGUUCCCUGUUUAUGGCAUUCAUCACGACCCGCAAUACUUCGAGGAUCCUGGCAGAUUUCAUCCCGAGCGCUUCUUGGACGAGGAUAAGAAGGGCAUCAAUCCGAACGCGUAUCUGCCGUUUGGAAUCGGCCCGAGGAUGUGCAUAGGCAACAGGUUCGCGCUGCUCGAGACCAAAAUCAUGCUGGUGCACUUGUUGGCUCGCUGCGAACUGAAACGCUGUGAGAAAACCGUAUAUCCGAUGCGGUUCAGCAGGAAGAGCUUCAACAUCCUGGCGGACGGUGGGUUCUGGGUUAAGCUUCUACCGAGGAGCAACGCUGUCAAUGUGUCGUCCACCGUUGCCAACGACAGCGCGGCCAACGGCCAGAUAUGAAUCCUCGGUAGCGCCGAUGGGAGUCCAAUACUUGGAAUCGGCCUUUAGAGACUGUACGACGAUUCGUCAAUGAUUGCAACAAUUUUCAAUGCGAAAGGUGCUGGCGUAUGUCCGUACGACGUUUCAAGGAGAGAUGAGUUUGGGGGAAAUUUGGGGAAAGUGAGAUGACACAUUAGGUUUGUUGUCGAUUAACGACAAGAUCAAGAACAAACAUGAAAGACUUGGGUUAAUGAGAGCCAACGCGGGUAGUUAGUCGCGUAGAAAGUACACUUUUAAUGAGUGAUUUCUGCUACUGUCGCGAAAGUACCAGUAACCAGAGAAAUAAUGUGUACAAACGUUUCGGUCUGAGUUCGGACUCUCCUCAGUUUUUACGAUUUAAGACACGCUUACGGUUAGAUUACAUCAUAUUGCUUAACAUUGUAAAUUGGGCUCUUCUGGUCGUCUUCGAGCCUUUCAUGCGGUGUAUCCUUGGAAACUUCUCCAAAUAUGGUCAACACCACUUUUCUCAUAGCAUUCAUUCUUGCGUAUUAUAAUAAAUACAUUAUUCAUUGGAAUCUAUUAAAAUGUUAGAGAUCAAAGUCCUCAAGACGAAAUUUCAAAAUGGAAGAUAUUCAUUACAAAUUCAUUCUUCGUGACUAAUUACCUAUUCAGUUAGCUUUGACGACCCGUUUGAUUGUACACUUAAAAGUUAAUUACAGCUUUCAUGUAGAUUUAUAACUUUAGCUUUUAUUUCGCUAGAAUAUUUCAUCGCUACAUAGUCUUCGUUUAGACUUACAUGCUGUAUAGAGUAUGAAUAUUUCUUAGAUUUAUAAAAAUAUUGAGGUAAGCAAAUUGUGCCAAAGUACAACAUUGGAUUGCUACAACAAGUAUACGCAAAAUCUUUCUAUUUCCACACUGUAUAGCGCUUAAUUUAUCUAAAAAUGACAAUUUUCCAUCGCGUAAUAUUUAUCAAGGCGCGAUAUCACGCAUCGAUACUUAUCACAUUCUUGACGAGUGAGUAACGUUUCACAGCGAACGGAAUUCAUUACGCACCGGACAUUUCCGAUGGAAAGUGGCGAGCUGUGAGGCGUUGCGAAAGUUCCAAUAGCUCAGAACUUGCGUGCAUACAUAGCGAGAGCUUCAUAAUUACACGCGGAAAAUAUCUCUUGGACUUGGUCUCUUUCAUAGAUUCUUAUAAACGCUUAUUUUCUCGUCCGUUUGCAUUUUAUAGCAAACAUAAAUACUAAAAUAAAUUAAUCGGCGUGACAAGACUACGCAAGACAACGUGGAAAAACCAAAUAUGCUUUAAACUGGAAAGUAGACUUUCCGGUUCUUGUAAAGGUGAAUGCUAGAAUAAAAUCCAAGAAAGUGCUAAUAAUAUGAAAUUAGGGAAAGGAAGGGGAGGGACAUGAUUAAUAAUAUUUAGAAACCAACAGCCGAACAAAGUCUAUUUGUGUGGCAAUGUGAUUAAAACUUAAACAUCUAAUACAAUGUUAUUUCUAAUAGAAAAAUAAUGUUUUAUAUACAAAGACUGACAUACGCAUGUACGUGUGUGACAAUAUGUACACGCACACGAUAGGUUUACUCCAAAUAAUUCUCUCUUGUUAUGCGAAAGAGAAAGAGAGAUAGUUAAGUUUUCAUCGUAAGGAGAUUAAAUCGCUUGUGAUCGCAAAUCACCCAACAUAUAUAAUUUAAUCUUAAUUUGUUUUUUUCUAUCGGUAGCUUUUAUUACGCAAUGAUAGAAUUUAUUAGUGCACGAUGACAAGGUUAUUAAAUGUAAUAUUACAGCAUA
Harpegnathos saltator (Jerdon's jumping ant) is the source of this 3428-nucleotide messenger RNA. Its product is annotated as cytochrome P450 9e2-like. The transcript has a single exon. The record is from RefSeq and is a predicted model, not a curated record. Bases 89 to 1657 code for a protein of 522 amino acids. NCBI's taxonomy places the organism in Eukaryota, Metazoa, Arthropoda, Insecta, Hymenoptera, Formicidae. Gene Ontology annotation, molecular function: heme binding; iron ion binding; monooxygenase activity.